UGAAAAAUAACGUGAAGAUAAGAUGGAAAUUUGGUGCAUAGAAAAUAGGAGUAAAAAGGAUGACAAAAUACAGUCAUCCCGUCCGUACAAAGAAGGCGAUCGCCCAAGCAUCGUCGACCAAGGACUUCCAAAUCGCCGAUGACCCACAGAUCACUUUCUGUGCUGUCCACGUGUUCCCCUUCCAUUUGUUCAGCCUUCAAUGAACUUUAAACCCAAACGUGUUCUUUGCGUUUCUCUUUCCUCUCACUACUUCAAAGUCCAAACCCAUCUCUGCACUGCCCUCUCCGGCGAAUAUAUCCCUCUACCCGACGCCGUUUACCCGUAAAGAAUCUUUUUUCACAUGUAUCGACCUGUGUAAAAGAAGAAAUAUAUCAAGACUGAAAGAGAGACGCUGAAAUUCACAAUCUUUUAUACCCAUUCUUCCACCUAAAGGCGCCCUUCUCUACCAGGCACGAAAAAGUUUGUAAAGUGUAAAGUUGUGGUCUUGAAGGCUACUGGGUUAGGUCUUAACUUUCUUUACCCCUAUAUAAUUCAUAUAUAUGCAUGGCAAUUGUGUGUCUGGUGUAUAUGUACAGUAGAUUUUGUGCCCGCAAGUCCGGGUCUCUUUAAUUUCGCCUCCCUUAUCUAUUCGCAUCUCGCUUCUUUAAAGACUCUUGCUUUUUCCCAUCUGCACGGCUUCCAUGGCUUUGGGUUCCCGUUGAAGCUCCAAAUUCAUUCAAAGCAAGAAAAAGGUGAUCUCGGAUAGGUGUAUAUAGUUGCUUAACAUUGUUCGGACAGUCUGGGGGUUUCAUCUGAGAUUUGGAUGGUGAUUUGGGGUAUGGGUCUUCAAUUUUUUAUUGUAUUAUAAAUCUAACUGGUGAGCUGAGAAGGUAGUUGGAAAGCGUGGGGUUUGAUCAGUAAUCCAAAUUUGAGAGAGUUGGGGUUUGAAUAUGAGGCCCUCAGGUAUAAUCUGAUUAGGUUUUUGUACUAUGAGCUGUGAGAGUGAGACGAACAGAGGAGGAGGAGGAGGAGGAUAUGAAGGAGAAUAUGAGAAAACCAAAGAGGAAGACGAACAUGACCAAACUUUUGGCGGUCGAGAUUCUGUUGUUGAGUUUUCAUUGAAUGGAUCAAUUGUAGCCUCACAGCAACAUUCUAUUGAUGAAAGAGUACUGGUUGAUCCCAAACUUAUUUAUAUUGGAUCCAAAAUUGGUGAAGGAGCUCAUGGAAAAGUUUACCAAGGAAGGUAUGGAGAUCAGAUUGUUGCUAUUAAAGUUCUCAAACGUGGGGACACCACCCAAGAAAGAGCUUCACUGGAAAGUAGAUUUGUGAGGGAAGUAACAAUGAUGUCAAAGGUAAAACACGAGAACCUUGUGAAGUUUAUUGGAGCUUGUAAGGAUCCUUUGAUGGUAAUUGUGUCUGAGCUGCUACCAGGAAUGUCCCUUCGGAAGUAUUUAGUGAGCCUUCGCCCAGCAAAGCUGGACCUUCUACUUGCACUAAAUUUUGCUCUUGAUAUUGCGAGGGCCAUGGAGUGUCUACAUGCUAAUGGAAUUAUACAUAGAGAUCUAAAACCUGACAAUUUAUUGCUCACAGCGAGUCAGGAUUCUCUGAAGCUUGCAGAUUUUGGGCUUGCAAGGGAAGAGACUUUGACUGAAAUGAUGACUGCAGAAACUGGGACUUAUCGUUGGAUGGCACCUGAGUUGUACACUUCUACCAUACAUUUCUGCAGUUGUACAGCACAGUGACUCUGCGUCAGGGAGAGAAAAAGCAUUACAACAACAAAGUUGAUGUCUAUAGUUUUGGAAUUGUCCUGUGGGAGUUGCUGACAAACCGCAUGCCAUUUGAGGGAAUGUCAAAUUUGCAGGCUGCAUAUGCUGCCGCCUUUAAGCAAGAGAGACCUAUACUUGCAGAAGAGAUUCCGCCAGAUUUAGCAUUCAUCAUACAGUCAUCUUGGGUAGAAGACCCUAAUAUGCGGCCGAGCUUCACCCAAAUCAUCCGGAUGCUCAAUGAGUAUCUGCUCACCCUUGCUUCACCCCCAACAUCUAGCAACGGCACCGUUGUUGAGUUCUCUACCAGAGCUAAAGGCAAAUUCUCCUUUAUUCGCCACAUUUUUGCUGCAAAGAAGGGUAAAAACUCGCAAUGAUGAUGGUGGAAGAACAUAUAGCUGGAAGCUAUGUGCUGGAAAUAUCUUUAACAAACAAUAAAAUGACAUAAAGAAAAAGGGGUACCUUCAGUAGUCUAUUUUAGCUGAUGGCAGUGUUGUAAAGGAACGCGUUUCAAUACUCUCUAUGUCCAUAUUUCAAACAUGUCUUUUUUAACCUUAAUGGAAUUUCUUGUCCAGCAGUUUGAAAGUAGCUAACCAUGUUCCCUCAGGAUGCUGCUGGAUCUUUUCUCCUUGAUGAUAGAUGUGGCUCUGGUGCACGCUGACAGCCUCCCGUGUUACCUUUUGGGUGGUCAACAAUGUGCUCAGUUAAGGGUCAGCUGAUAACCGCAACUGCAUACCGAUGACCAAGCCAAAAGAAAUGUUUUUCAGUAAUCACUUAUUAAAAAAUGGUUAUCGGUUACAUUACGGAUUUUAUCUUCAGUUUUCAGUCAGUGACCACUGGCACUGAUCAAUAACCAAACUCCACAUAUAGUACUCCAUAAUAGUAUUUCUUUUUUGUAGUUCAUAUAUUUGUAUACAUCGUAUUGACUAGCCCAAAUCCCAAACACUUUGAAGUCCAUUAGGAUAAACUCAAUAGCAAAAUUACUAUACUAGUUUAAAGCUUCACUGUGUAUUGUUCAUCUUGACCUGAGCUUGAUGGGAUCUUCG
Molecule: messenger RNA, 2788 nt
Organism: Cuscuta europaea
Lineage: Eukaryota; Viridiplantae; Streptophyta; Magnoliopsida; Solanales; Convolvulaceae
Source: the annotation of a GenBank genome assembly